ACUGUUCAAGCUUCUUAUGACCCAGAUUAAAUGGCUACCAAAGGGUAGCCUUAACGUUAGCGAUAAAUUACUGAUUAGUGAUGGAUAGGCUUGCUCUGCACUGUAUUGACCGUUCAUGCAUCAUUUGCUGGAGUGAAUAACACGGAUACAUUGCUGGUUAUCUCCCUGUACAGUCAGAAACGACAGAGCGAUGUUUGUUUUAACUAGAAAACCAAGUUAGCGUUAGCAUUGAAGUCACAGGAGACUCGGGGACAUCUGACGAUUCACGUUAGCAACAGUGGCAGGUACCGUAGCAACUGCAGACGUUUGUUUUGUUCACCGUUACAGCUACCAGAGCAUGCCAACUGCUGAAUCACCUUGUUUACGGGGGAUCAACAGAACAAACGUCCACCAUGAGACUGAAAACAUCGCUGCUACAGGAACCCAAACAUAAGGAACUUGUGAGUUGCGUUGGCUGGACCACGGCAGAUGAGCUGUACUCAUGCAGUGAAGACCACCAGAUCCUCAAGUGGAACCUGCUGACCAGUGAGACCAGUCUGGUUGUCAGAUUGCCUGAGGACAUUUACCCCAUUGACCUACACUGGUUCCCCAAAACCCUUGGUGGCAAGAAACAGAACCAGACUGAGAUCUUUGUCCUGACCAGUACUGAUGGGAAGUUCCACCUGGCCUCCAAGAUGGGGCGCAUUGAGAAGAGUGUUGAAGCACACAAAGGAGCUGUUUUGGCUGGAAGAUGGAACUAUGAUGGGACUGCUCUUAUCACAGCUGGAGAAGAUGGGCAGAUUAAGAUCUGGUCAAAGAGUGGGAUGCUACGCUCAACUCUGGCCAGCCAAGGGUCUCCUGUGUAUUCUGUGGCCUGGGGUCCAGACUCACACAGAAUCCUCUACACAUCAGGAAGACAGCUAGUCAUCAAACCUCUGCAACCCAGUGCUAAAGUCAUACAGUGGAAGGCUCAUGAUGGGGUUGUUCUGAAGGUGGACUGGAAUUCAGUCAAUGACCUCAUACUGUCAGGUGGAGAAGACUGUAAAUAUAAGGUAUGGGACAGCUUUGGCCGUCUGCUUUACUCCUCGUCGUCUAAUGACUACCCGGUCACCUCUUUGUCCUGGGCUCCAGAUGGAGAGGUGUUUUCUGUGGGCUCCUUCAACACCCUGCGGCUCUGUGACAAGACUGGAUGGUCCUAUGCGUUGGAGAAGCCCAACACAGGCAGCGUGUUCAGCUUGGCCUGGUCUGCAGACGGCACCCAGCUGGCUGGGGCCUGCGGCAAUGGGCAUGUCGUCUUUGCCCAUGUGGUGGAGCAGCAUUGGGAGUGGAAGAACUUUGUGAUCACCCUUACCAAGAGGAGAACCAUGCAGGUGAGGAAUGUGAUGAACGAUGCAGUGGACGUAUUGGAGUUCAGAGAUCGAGUCAUCAAAGCCUCUCUGGCAUACGGUCACCUAGUGGUCGCCACUUCCCUUCAGUGCUAUGUCUACAACUCAAGAAACUGGAACACUCCUCUCAUCUUUGACCUGAAGGAGGGAACAGUGAGCCUCAUCCUGCAAGCGGAGAAACAUUUUCUGCUAGUGGAUGGAGCAGGAUUGUAUACGUUCUCCUAUGAGGGUCGACUGAUAUCUUCCCCCAAGUUCCCUGGUAUGAGAGCUGACAUCCUAAAUGCCCAGGGUGUCGCGCUUAGCAACGACACCAUUGCCAUCCGGGACAAGAGUGAUGAAAAAGUCAUCCUUCUUUUUGAUGCCCUGACUGGGAAAGCCCUUGGUGAUGGGAAGCCCUUAACCCACAAGCUGGAGGUGGUGGAGGUAGCUCUGGACCAGAGUGGCCCAUCCAAUGAAAGGAAGAUCGCCCUGAUAGACAAGAACCGUGACCUUUACUUGACCUCUGUGCGUCAUCUUGGGCGAGAACCCAAAAUCUGCAAAAUUGGUAGCAUGGUUCACAGUAUGUCAUGGAAUGAUGCUGCUAACAUCCUGUGUGGAGUCCAAGACAACCAGUUAACAGUGUGGUACUACCCGAGUACUGUCUUCACUGACAAGGACCUGUUGCCAAAAACACUGUACAUAAGGGAUGGCAGUGAGUUCAGCCGUACACCUCACAUUCUGAGCUAUGUUGGCACCAAAGUGACGUUACGCCAAGGAGAUGGUUCACUGGUGUACAGCAGCGUGCCUCCAUACCCAGCCCUCCUGCACGAAUACAGCACCUCUGCGCGCUGGGAGGAUGCACUGCGCCUCUGCCGCUUUGCCAAGGACCAGUCUCUGUGGGCAUGUCUUGCUGGUAUGGCUAUGGCAAACAGGGAGCUGACCACAGCAGAGAUGGCCUAUGCUGCCAUUGGGGAGUUACCUAGGGUGCAGUACAUCAACUUUAUAAAGGAGCAGCCAUCUAAGGAGUCGUCUUUGGCCCACAUGCUGAUGUUCAGUGGUCAGGUCCAGGAGGCUGAGGCUACUCUGUUACAAGCUGGUCUCAUCUACCAGGCCAUACAAGUCAACAUUGACCUGUUCAGCUGGGAGAGGGCACUGGAGCUGGCAGUCAAACACAAGACCCAUGUGGACACUGUGCUGGCCUAUAGGCAGAAGUUCCUACAGAAAUUUGGCAGGAAGGAGACAAAUAAGAGAUUCGUGCAGUAUGCUGAAGGGGUUGAGGUGGACUGGGAAAAAAUCCAGGCGAAGAUAGAGAUGGAGUUGUCUAAAGAGAGAGAGAGAGCCGCUAAUACCUCUGUGAGGAGCAGCGUGGCAUCGCGACGUUAAUGCUCAGGGGACACUUCUCUAAAACGUUAGCUCUGCAGAAAUUGUUUCCCAUGUGUUUUUGACAUUUGGGGAAUAUUAGGUGGUUUGGCUCAGCCUCAGAGUAUAAAAAUAAUGUCUGUUCUUGAGGUACAAUGUCCACCAUUAGUUCCAAAUACAGUAAGUAAAAACAAAAGGGAACAUUUGGAGAUGUGUAGUCCAUUAGUUUGCCAUGAAGAAUAUGACACUUGAUUUUGACUCUCACACCGCAGUCUUGUUUCAUACACUGUAAUGUGAAACAUUUGCACAACAUCGUACGUGGCAUUCUGUAACUGUGGGUGGAUGAUUUGACUUUUGAUAAGAGUAUCGGUAUUUCUCAGCAACAACACCCUAAUGGCCUUUCUGUCAUAUCAGCCUCUCAGUGAUUUCAGUGUCUAAGGUUCAAAGUUGAUUGUUAUCUUUUUUUCCACUUGUUAAAAUUGACUUGGUGAGUUCAGUUAUGCACAAAUGUAUUGCUUUGUUUUUGUUUGACUUUGUGUUUUUUAUAUGUAUAGAUAUUUUUACAGUUUAUAUAUUCAAAGCUUUGCCUUCUGUAAACACUAAAAUGAUUGUCAGUUAAUAAAACAGAUGGAAAUACUGUA
This is a messenger RNA of Dicentrarchus labrax (European seabass), 3343 nucleotides long. RefSeq names its product intraflagellar transport 80 homolog (Chlamydomonas) (gene ift80). The record is from RefSeq and is a predicted model, not a curated record. NCBI's taxonomy places the organism in Eukaryota, Metazoa, Chordata, Actinopteri, Moronidae. Gene Ontology annotation, biological process: cilium assembly. Gene Ontology annotation, cellular component: centrosome; intraciliary transport particle B; cilium. Gene Ontology annotation, molecular function: protein binding. The transcript has 20 exons. Bases 393 to 2726 code for a protein of 777 amino acids.